This is a messenger RNA of Beta vulgaris subsp. vulgaris (sugar beet), 843 nucleotides long. Its product is annotated as 60S ribosomal protein L12-1. Gene Ontology annotation, molecular function: structural constituent of ribosome; large ribosomal subunit rRNA binding. Gene Ontology annotation, cellular component: cytosolic large ribosomal subunit; ribosome. Gene Ontology annotation, biological process: translation. NCBI's taxonomy places the organism in Eukaryota, Viridiplantae, Streptophyta, Magnoliopsida, Caryophyllales, Amaranthaceae. The record is from RefSeq and is a predicted model, not a curated record. The transcript has a single exon. The coding region runs from base 133 to 633 and encodes 166 amino acids.
CACAAACCUCCUCAAAACCCUAGUUUUAUAUCUUACCAUAAUCCGCCAUCUUCCUCGCCUCCCUCUAUUUCUCUUCUCUUCUCAUUUUAAUUCUCCCAGUCCAAUUCUCUCUCCUCAUCCUCAACCUCAACCAUGCCUCCAAAAAUCGACCCAUCUCAAAUAGUUGAAGUAUUCGUCCGGGUAACCGGAGGAGAAGUCGGAGCAGCCUCAUCUUUGGCCCCAAAGAUCGGACCUUUGGGUCUUUCCCCUAAGAAGAUCGGAGAAGACAUCGCCAAAGAAACCGCUAAAGACUGGAAGGGUCUCCGUGUUACCGUCAAACUUACCGUCCAAAACAGGCAAGCCAAGGUCAGUGUGGUCCCUUCUGCUGCUGCUCUUGUUAUCAAGGCCUUGAAGGAACCUGAACGUGACAGGAAGAAAGUUAAGAACAUCAAACAUACUGGUAAUAUCUCACUUGAUGAUGUUAUUGAGAUUGCACGUAUUAUGAAGCCUAGAUCUAUGGCUAAGGAAUUGAAAGGAACUGUUAAGGAGAUUUUGGGUACUUGUGUUUCUGUUGGAUGUACUGUUGAUGGCAAAGAUCCUAAGGAUUUGCAGCAGGAGGUUGAAGAUGGUGAGGUGGAAAUUCCUGAUAAUUAAUAUUAUUGUUGUUUGUUUUUCUUCUCAUGAUGAUAUUAUGUUAAAAUGAACCACAUUUUGUGUGUUCUUUUUGUCUUUUAAUUUUUGAUUUUGGUUUUUAAUAUUAUCAACAUGGAAUUCUGGAUCUUUUUUAGGCUGUUUUGAGAUGUAGUUUUUGGAUGAGACUUGGUAGAAUUGCUUGAAUGAAUGAGGAAGUCCCCUAGUUUAUAA